AUGGCAUCGAGUCUGCCUAAAAGAGAAUUAAGAAGGAUCGACAGAGAAAGGCGAAAGGAAGAAGAUAGAGUACAAAUGGAGAAAGAUAAAAGACGUCAUGAAAAGGAAGAGGAACAUAAACGUUUAAUGGGUGAAAGAGAAAGUAAACUGACAGAAUUACAAAAGCAGAGAGAAAAGUUGUUAGAGAAAAGGCGUAAAUAUAAGGGAAAACGUCAGCUAAUGUUAGAUAUGGAUAAAAAUAGAAAGGAAAAAAAAAUGAAAGAGGCAUAUAAUUACGAUGAUAGUGCUGAUACUGAAGAGUCAGACGAUGAUUAUAAAACUGUUGAUCAAACAGACGAUGCAGAUUAUGUUAGAAAUACUGAAGAUAGCAGUAUGAAAAUAGAAGACAAUGUUGAUAACGAUAAACAAUUAGAGAAAGAAAUGAAAUGGUUAGAUGAAAAAUGGCGAAAGUAUGAAAAUGAAAACAUUCAGUUGGAAACUGACAUAAAACAAAUAAAGAGUUGGGAAAGAAUUAGCAGUGAUACUACGAGAAAUAGACCAAAUAGAAAUGGGUCUGAAGAAAAGAGGAUGAAAGGGAACAUCAAAAGUGAUAAAUUUGAAACUGACAAUGAACGUAGUGACGAAGAACGUAAACUAAUAGAGAAAAUUAAACAGUUAAAAAUAAGAGAAAAGAAAGUGAAUGAUGUUAUAGAAAAGAGUAGAUUACUAAAAAGAGACAAGCUGAGGAAAUAG
Mercenaria mercenaria is the source of this 732-nucleotide messenger RNA. Its product is annotated as histone-lysine N-methyltransferase, H3 lysine-79 specific-like. Bases 1 to 732 code for a protein of 243 amino acids. Lineage: Eukaryota; Metazoa; Mollusca; Bivalvia; Venerida; Veneridae. The record is from RefSeq and is a predicted model, not a curated record. The transcript is spliced from 2 exons.